Messenger RNA from Volvox carteri f. nagariensis, 2091 nucleotides. RefSeq lists its product as uncharacterized. The record is from RefSeq and is a predicted model, not a curated record. Bases 1 to 2091 code for a protein of 696 amino acids. Gene Ontology annotation, molecular function: protein binding; monoatomic ion channel activity. The transcript is spliced from 15 exons. Gene Ontology annotation, biological process: calcium ion import across plasma membrane. Gene Ontology annotation, cellular component: membrane. NCBI's taxonomy places the organism in Eukaryota, Viridiplantae, Chlorophyta, Chlorophyceae, Chlamydomonadales, Volvocaceae.
AUGUUGAGAGCCGUUUACAAGGUCAGGGGUUUCAUGUCCAUCCUUCCAAAGGCGGCGAGCCGUGACAUUGGGGCAGGCCUCCUAAAGGUCCUGCUGGAAAAGGGUGCGGGGAUCAUCAACUCGGCCCCUCUGCCUGCCGACUACCAAGGGAACACGCCGCUGGACCUGGCGGUGAAGAAGGGGUACUGGGACUCUGUGGAGCUGCUGCUGGCCAACGAGCUGUCGAGGGCUGCACCACUUCGGCUGGCGGUGAUGAAGGCAUGGAAGAACCUGGCGUCGAAGAUGCCUGCCAUGCUCGUGAAGUUCUUGGAUGCCGUUGGUAUUGAGCGGCUCACCAAAGUACAGCGGCUACCCAUGUGCUGGGGGGAUGAAAUACUUGUGGUGCUCGGAUCGCAGAUGGACUCAACGGACAUGACCAAGGAGGUAGCGUACGACAUGUUCAGCUAUAAGCAUCCGGCGAUGUGGAUCCGGCAAUUUGGUGCAUACGGGGUGGAUCCGGCGAACCUGUCCUUUUUCAGGUUCUGUGCCAAAGUGGACUGGCUUGCAGUGCUGUGGCACUUCUUCAAGGCCCUGGUGCGGUAUUUCCUACGGAUUUCCAUCGCGCCAUACGAGGUUGGUUUCUGUGCAUUGCCAUACGUGGCGCUGACGACACGAUCCGUGAACGACUCUCCAUUGGGCGCGCUGGUAGCCAACAAUGUCUAUGACGCCUUCUCAACCGACGCAAUAGCUGCGGUGAUCACAUACAAAUGGGACAUGUACGCUGGCAAGAUAUACAGGAGGCAGGCCGUGGGUUAUUGCUUCUUCAUGGCAUUGUACAUCACCACCACGACGAUCGGUUUGGAAUGGUACCCAAGCGUGGGCCGGCUGGCAGAUAUGUACGGCAGGAGAGGUUGGAGUACACGGAUGGUGCUCCGCUUUUUGCUGGAGCUCUUGCUACUGCUGGGCAGCAUCUGGUAUCUGUGGCGAGAGCUUCGCCAGAUGUACCGACAGGGAGCCUUCCAGUACGCCUUCGGCCUCAACUCUGGUUGGAACUGGGUGGAGGUGUUCUCAAGUCUCAUGGUGGUGUUGGUGCUGCUGCUGCAAGUCCUGGGUUUCGAGGAGGCCCGCUGGGUGAUGUCCGCAUGCACCAUGCUCCUGGGGAUCCGCAUGCUCCAGGGGAGAUACGGGAGGACUGUGUCACGGGACCCGGCUCCUAGGUCCACCACAAGUCCACAGGGGAAGGAGAGUAGCCCGCGUGGUGCCUCCCCCUUACCGUUACUAGACCGGAACGGCUGGUCUUCUAGAUCUCAAGAGAACCCCAAGAAGGCAAAGUUCCCGACCUCGAUCUCUGCCAUACCACCCAACCCUGCAGUACAGACUCCCAAUCACCCUCAACCUCCCAUACAACACCCGAGCCCUGCCCUGCCUAACCCGCCCACAAGCGCUCUUAAGCUGCGAUUUCGACCGCCUCCGCGCAUCACAUCACUGCUUCUGCAACCGAUAAGAUCAGGAGGUCUGGAGGGAACGGGCAUCUAUGUGCAGAUCAUAAUCCGCAUCAUCACAGACCUGGGCCCUUUCCUGCUCAUUGUGGCGAUUACGCUGGCCACGUACACAUUCGCAUUCCAGCAGUUCAUCGUAUACUACGAGCAGCAGGUGGCCAAUGAUGGUGGCGGCAGCAUUUCCGACAAGUUCACCGAGUUAUUUAAUGGCUUCCCCAACAGCUUCCUAUCGGUCUACUACUUCAUGGCGGCCGGCGGCAUCGAAAAGGACGUGGGUGGCGAGGCGAAGUACGUAUGGUACCUCCACGCAAUGCUCAUCAGCUUCUCGUUCUUCGUGUCCAUCAUCCUGCUGAACCUGCUCAUUGCGACCAUGUCCACUUCAUAUCAGGAAGUGCAGAAGCAUGCCAAGCAGGAGUGGAUGCUGCUCAAGGCAAAGCUGAUACUGGAUAUCGACUCUGUCUUGCCCGAACCUUUGUUCAAGAACCGCGACUUGUCCGCGCCCAAAUGGUUGUACGUGUUCAAGGAAGAGGACGGCAACACGCGUCAGGAGCAGCAGCACACGCCUCCGGACGCCGUCCACCGCCCCUCUACCCGAAUGCAUCUUCGUCACUAG